GACCGCCUGUACUUUAUGACAACACAAGCACCAGUAACUGCGAAGCAUGGACAGUACUUCUUCACCAUGGAUGGCGUGAUGAGCUACAUGCCAUUCUGCGCCGACUUCGGGCCGUUCAACCUGGGCAUGACCAAGCACUUCCUUGACACGUUUGAAGACAUGCUGAGACGAGCAGAAAUGAAGAGCCUCAAGCUCGUGUACUAUACCUCCACCAACCCCUGCGACGUGUCGAACGCCAUCUACCUGCUCGGGACUUUCCUGAUUCUCCAACUUGGGGUCUCCCCGCAGGACGCCUGGUUCCCUUUCUCGCAAAUAUCGAGCAAGGCGAUCAGAUUGUACAGGGACGCGACUUGGGUGCCCAGCACGUACGACCUUCACAUCACGGACUGCUGGGCAGGGCUGCUCAAGGCCGUGAAGACAGGGUUGUUCAACUACAAGACUUUCGACAAAGACGAGUACUUCUACUAUGACAAUCCAGACAAUGGUGACAUGCAUGAGGUUCUCAAGGGGAAAUUCUUUGCGUUCAAGGGGCCGUCAGGUAGGAGAAAAUACCUCGGGUCAGGUCGUUACACCCUCCUCCCAUCGGACUACUUCGACGUGUUCAGAUCCAAGAACAUCAAGACGGUCGUGCGGCUCAACAAUAAGGAGUACGAUAGGAACGUCUUUGUACAGUCAGGGUUCCAACAUCACGAUCUCUUCUUCACAGAUUGCACAACUCCUUCCGAUACCAUUGUUGACAAGUUUCUGCGCAUCGCGGAGGGAGCAGAAGGCUCGCUUGCCGUUCACUGCCUGGCUGGAUUAGGGAGGACGGGGACUCUGAUCGCGCUCUACAUGAUGAAGCAUCUUCAGUUUACGGCCAACGAGGCCAUGGCCUGGCUCAGAAUCGUUCGUCCAGGAAGCGUCAUCGGUCCCCAGCAGCAGUACCUGCAGGAUCAGCAGGCCAGGAUG
Guillardia theta CCMP2712 is the source of this 948-nucleotide messenger RNA. RefSeq lists its product as hypothetical. Gene Ontology annotation, biological process: positive regulation of cytokinesis; cilium assembly; protein dephosphorylation. The record is from RefSeq and is a predicted model, not a curated record. Gene Ontology annotation, cellular component: mitotic spindle; spindle pole; nucleolus. Gene Ontology annotation, molecular function: protein tyrosine/serine/threonine phosphatase activity; protein serine/threonine phosphatase activity. The annotation marks the transcript as partial. The transcript has a single exon. Lineage: Eukaryota; Cryptophyceae; Pyrenomonadales; Geminigeraceae.